Lachancea dasiensis is the source of this 4683-nucleotide messenger RNA. The record is from the annotation of a GenBank genome assembly. NCBI's taxonomy places the organism in Eukaryota, Fungi, Ascomycota, Saccharomycetes, Saccharomycetales, Saccharomycetaceae.
AUGCCGUCGUGGUUUACGCAAAAUUUGCAAAGGCGGCUGCUCUUAUACUUUCUUCAGAAGGUUUCACUUUUUUCGCAAGUUGAUAUAUCGGCUUUAGAUGUCUCUCUGGGGUCAAGUUCCAAUUUCACGUUCCAUGAUCUGGACUUAGAUGUCGAAAACAUUGAAAUUCCAGACAUAUCGGUCAGAAGUGGGUUUUUAAAACAACUAGAACUGCGACUGACCGUAAGCGGAGGCCUGAAUGUAGAAGGCUCAGGAGUAUCUUUUGUAGUCAAGCCAAACCUCUCAAAAGCUGCUGAUGCUCAUGCUGCCAGUUUCUCUCUCUCGAAAACUGUUUACGACCUAACAAGCUCCGUAAUGCAGCUUGACGGGGGUAAGGACAAUGUAUUCGAAGAGGAAUCUGCGGCAGAUGAGACUAACAGCGAAUUGGACAGUCAGAGCCAAGAUUCAGGCGGUACUGGCUCACCGUCUGUACUGCAGGCCAUGCGCAACAAAGCGAUAGGGGUUAUAUUAUCCAAGCUUUCCAUUAUACUUAGAGAUGUCAGCUUUAAGUUUGUAUUUGCGCAAAAUACAAUCCUAGAGCUUAAGCUGGAAGAAGUUAUUUGCAUAUCUAGUAGCGAUACUCGCGAAGUCAAGAUUUCUGGAAUCCGCCUAUGCACUACCCAAAAUGCCGAAAAGUCUGACGAGGAAGGUAUCAAUCCCAAUCCAGACUCUCCUUUAUCAGAUUCGCUGCUCUAUUCUAAAGGGGAAGCAACUUCCCUAUAUAUGAGCGCAAUUCAAAGCAUGCAGGAGACAGAUGACAAAAGUGGCAUAGAUUUCCAAGGCAAGGACAUACUUGACAUUAACUUUGUUCAUGUCUCAUUCGAAGGCUUCACCUCUAUCGAAGACAUUACUCUGAAGAAUGCAGUGGUUGAAUUUGAUAUGUGUAAGUUGGACAUUGCGGCAUUGUUGACUCUCAGUGAUCCUAUACUUUUGCCUAUCAUUCAUUUUAUCAUUGAUAGAACGAAGGAAUCUAACCAUAAUAGAGCGACACAAACUCCUCAGCAUCUUCAGAAUUAUAAACGGUUCCGCGAGGAGCAGGAUCUUCACGAUGAACUCCAAUUUUCUCGACUCAUUGGCUCUCAACUAAUACUAAUCUUGUCAGAUGUAUUAGAACUCACCAUUGAAGAAAUCUGCAUAUCAGCAAAUGGUAGUGAACUGUUAGGGAUUACAGUCAGCGAUAUUGGGAUAACUCAUAACGGAUCUAACAUCUUUACAGCUGUUGAACAGCGGGAUGUACCCCUCAUCGAAUCUUCUUUUGAUUUAAGCGAAAAUCACAUUACCACAAAGAUCAAUAAGCCCCUUCUCUUACGACUAAACUCUGAUACUCUUUUUGAUAUUAUCAACAGCUCUUACAAUGUGAGCAAAUGUUUAGAAUCUUGGAACCAAAGUAUUUCCAAGAAAGGUAAGAAAGGAAAAGCUGCGACAACUUCUCUAAAAAUUGCACUUACCAGUAGUCCUUUAGAAGUUGAAAUGGAGGUGAGCGACCAAGUGCUUCGGAUGGUCCUCUGUGAGUAUUCAUUCUCGUUGCCCUCCCAAGUCUUCAAGACCCAAAUGAUCAGCUUUGAAAUUGAGAGUAAAGGUGAGUACACACAGCUGAUGAAAGUUUCGAAUAUUGACGUGAAGCGACUUUCGUAUCCUGCUCAGCAUGAAGCAUUCAAUCAUUGCUUUGACGAGGUAAUGGUGUGCUCCAAGCUAGACGCGUCCAUUGAAUGUCUUGAGUUUUCGGUUCCAGUAGAGGUGGUUGAAAAUGUUGUUUCUCAAAUGAUGCCUAUUUUCGAACAAAUAUCCAUUCUUGCCGCCGUUCACGGUUCAACAAAGGGAACGCGUCAGAAAUCACAAAGGCAUAUGCGGAGAAGCGUUCGAAUUAUGGGAACUUCGUCAAUCAUCAGUAAACAUAGUUCAGCAGUAUAUUGCUUCCUUCAUAUCGGAAAUGUUGAAGGAUACAUCACCAAAUUUUUAGAGAGCGCAUUUGGAAAUAUUUGGUGUAAUCUGGGACCUUGCUCUUUGUACAUCAACGAAGACAAAACAUUUACUAUCUACGCAAAGGAUUUUGGCUUAACAAGGCAGCAAGGCAAUCAAAGCGAGAUUCUGGUUGAGGCACUGCAGCCAAGCCAGCCAUCUAAGCCGGUGCUUACAGUUCACAAAAAGCUCACUGGAAAGGUAUGCUGUGCUUUCAGGUCAAUUGCAUUCCAUUAUAAUGCCAGGUGGCUAGAUCUCUUUCAGCAUGAAGGGAAUGAGUCGUCAUUGAAGGAAAGUAAAAUAAUCGACAAGGAAGUGGAAAACAAAUUUUUGGAAUUUAAAUUCACAGAAUGCGCAAUUCGUCUUAGUCCAUACCGCCUAAAGACGCAAUUACUUUUUAUAUUAGGCAAAUGUGCGCUAGAGAUUGGAAUACCCCAACUGAAUGCCAAGGGUACGCUAAGAUCAAUAUCGAUUCUACUUAUUGAUGAUACUGCCAACUUUAGAAAUGUUCCGAUCCCAGGUGCUCUUGAUCUCCACUCUUUUUACACUGAAAGUGGUUUUGCAAAUAUUGGCAAACUAGACAAAUCCCAGUUUGAUGUUUCCAAACGAUCAAGCGGGUUGCACGUAGGUUUCCAAAUGGGAACUGUCUCUUUAUCGUUGUGUGCUGACUCCAUACAGGCAUUGACUCAAACUUUCCUUGAUUUAGGAAUACCUCUGACCUUCGCUGAUGACAAAAAAUAUAUGACAAAGAUACCGCAGGUUGAGGUUUUUCAAGAGGUGGAUAAUGAGUUCUUUACGAAACAUAAGUUCCAGUCAAAGCCUUCUAAUGGUGGCAACGAAGUGAUAUUAACACUGGAUGAUUUCAUUGAUAGAGCACCCGCUGAAACGAAAUAUAUGGAACGUGCCACAACAGUCAGGAGCCAAAAUUCUGAACAUGGUGGUCAAAUUACUCUCGCAGCGCAGGACAAUUAUUUCACAGAUAAGAAAGACAGUCCAGGGCCCCAGACUAGGGCCAAUGACUCAAUAAUUAGCAUUGAGAUAGAACUGACCCUUGAACUGGCCACUUUGAAAUUGUAUGAUGGAUAUGACUGGAUGUAUACAAGAAAGUCAAUUUCAGAUCUCCUAAAUCAGAUUGAAACCGUUUUGAUCAAGCAAAAACCUGCUCAAACACAACCUCUCAAGGCCUCUGUAUUUGAUUCGAUUUAUUUGUUUGCUGGGGUAGACACAGACGCAGAUACAUUACGACAGCAAAUUAAUCAGGACCUGCAGAGCGAACCAAAUAUUUCGUUCAAGAGCUCGUCAAAGAAACCAAAACUUCGCCCUUCUAAGACUUUCAAGGCAACUAUCGAGCUAUCUAACCUUAAGUCAACUGUGCUGCGUUAUAAUGUCGAUGAUCCAACAGAAUCCACGUCUGACAUGUCAACGGAUAUCUUGAACGAGGUUGAACUCUCUGUAGAAAACUUCGAAGUAAUUGACAAUGUUCCGACGUCCACAUGGAACAAACUCGCUACUUUCUGGAGAGAAGAACCACGGGCAAGAGGAUCAGAUAUGCUUUCAGUAAGCAUAAAGACUGUGAAACCCAUUGACUUCUUGGCUGCUACGGAGCUUAUUAUGGACGUUAAGGUUUUACCUCUGCGUCUGCAUAUUGAUCAAGACACUCUGGACUUUCUGACGCGUUUUUUUGAGUUCAAGGAUUCGAGAUUUGAACUGAUAGAUGAAUAUCCUGAUUUUGUCUACAUUCAAAAGCUUGAGGUAGGAGCUGUUAACAUAAAGAUGGACUACAAACCAAAGACUGUCGAUUAUUCUGGUUUGAAGUCUGGACAUACAAGUGAGUUCAUGAAUUUUUUUAUUUUAGAAGGGUCUAAACUUAAACUGCGUCACGUUGUGGUUUAUGGCGUGAAUGGGUUUCCCGAGCUCAACAAGAUAUUGAAUGGCAUCUGGAUGCCUGAUAUUACGGGCCACCAAUUGAAAGGUAUACUUAGCGGAGUGGCUCCGAUGAAAACGGCUGUUACAUUGGGUUCUGGUGUUAAAGCUCUGAUUACAACUCCAUUGAAGGAAUAUAAACGCGAUCAAAACCUUGGUAGAGGUGUACAAAAAGGUACGCAAGUGUUCAUAAAAAUCACAAGUGGGGAGUUUAUCCGGUUGGGUGUCAAGCUGGCUUCUGGCACGCAGGCUGUGCUGGAAAAUGCGGAGGAGCUUAUGGGAGGAAUAGGGUCACAGGGACGAGGUUUCAACCACAAAGACUUUGAGGUUGAUGUUGUCUCUGAACAGACUUUUAAACAAUACGAAAAGCUGGUCGGUGGACGAAAUCCUAUCAAAAGUGAAGAAGAACUAGAAGCUUUAAUUGUAGAGCCAGGUGCGACCGAAAAAGAUGCACCUAGAAUAUUCAGUCUUUACGCCGACCAGCCCACAUCCUUGAAGCAAGGCCUGAAGGAAGCUCGGGGAUCAUUCGGAAACAAUGUUCAGUUGGCUUAUGACGCUGUGCGGAAAGCACAGAGAGAAAUCAGAGAGACGAAUAAUGUGCAUGGAACGGCUUCUUCCCUAGCUCGGGUGGUUCCUGUAGCACUUCUGCGCCCUAUUAUAGGUGCUACAGAAGCGCUUUCCAAAGCGUUGCAAGGAAUCUCUAAUGGCAUUGACGAUGAGCAGCUAGCGAUGCUACAAGAUAAAUAUAAGUCUCGCAGUUAG